CCUUGCACACUCACACGCGCUCAAAGUUUUCCAAGAGUUUUCAAACUUCUGCUCGAGCUCAAACCGCGCGCACGCGAGCUCUCUCGCUGCCUUGACUCCCGUUUUCCCCGAUUUCCGUUUCGUGCUUUGAAACUUUCUUUCACUCCAAGCAUUUUUCCCCUCUUCUAAGUUAUGUUUGCCUCUAAGUGUUUUCUUAUGGCGAAUAGAUGACAGCGCGCGAGGGUUUACAACUGCUUCACACGCGACACAGUGGAGCUGUGCUUCUAUAGUUUUAUUUUGGUAUCUUUCUAUCUAUAGUGGGUAUUUAUAGUACAGAGGCUUUCUUUCAAACUUCCCCAACACUUUGACUUCUAAAGGAUAUGGCUGUGCUCGUGUGGGACAUCAUUGUUUCUGUAACGUUAUUGAUUUCUCCGGCUUUUCUGUCGGCGGAUCAGAGCGGCUUUAGGAAACUGUACGUUGUGCAACCGGGACCGAGCGGCACGGACGGGGUUCACGUGAGCUCCAUUUCAUCGCUCUCGGGAGCGUCAGGACAGCCGCACUCCUACAAUGUGGAGCUCAAAGCCAGCUUCGGCGGCCAGGUCCGGACUCGCAGAAUGGGUCACCAGCAGAACCCAAACCCGAGCAUUCCGAUCCGCCAGGACGCGCAGUCUGGCCGACACACAUCCAGCCAUCACAUGAAAGUGUCAGGAGUGAACGUCUGUGGGGGGCAGUGCUGUGUUGGUUGGAGCAAGACCCCAGGAUCUCAGCGCUGCACUAAACCUAACUGUACACCCCCAUGCAAAAAUGGAGGGAUGUGCUUGGGGCCCCACAUGUGUGUGUGCAAGCCAGGCUCUAAAGGCAAGUCCUGUGAACAGACCACUCUCCCUCCAUCCUCUCAUCCAACUGGACCACUAAAUGGACACACCAAUGGCGGAGUCCCAAACGGAGGUCAUACGAACGGAUACUCCAAUGGUCAUAAUAUAAUUCCCCAGCGCCCCAUUCCUCAGCAGAUCUUCCCACAGGGGCAAGGUCAAGUACCAUUACCACUGCCCGGCACCAACGUUGGACAUUUAACUCUGUCUAUGAAGCCGUCAGUUAAUGGACCUAUUCCAUAUCAACCACAAGUACAAAACCCAGUUUCGAUGACGAUGCACCAGAGUAAAACCCAAAAGUUUUUGGUCCAGCAGAAAAACUACCACACACACACGCAGGUGGGACCCACCUUGAACCGUGCCAUCCCACUGUCAGUGGGACACAACCCAAUUCAUGUGGGGAACCACACGGGCCGGAUCAAGGUGGUCUUCACUCCGACUAUCUGCAAGAUGACCUGCACCAACGGCCGCUGUCAGAACAGCUGUCAGAAGGGAAACACCACCACUAUCAUCAGUGAGAACGGACACGCCACCGAUACGCUCACCGCCCCCAACUUCAGAGUCGUUGUUUGCCAUUUGCCCUGCAUGAAUGGUGGAAAAUGCAGCGCUCGGGACAAGUGCCAGUGCCCGCCAAACUUUACUGGAAAGUUCUGCCAAAUGGCGAAUCCAAAUGGUCACCAGGGGCAACAUACUGUUGUAAAUGGGCAGAAGACACAUGUCCACUCAACACACACGUUACCCCUCACUUAUGGCACUGGACAAAACCAGGGUAUGGUGAAUGUCCAUGUUAAACAUCCUCCUGAAGCAUCGGUCCAGAUCCAUCAGGUGUCUCCAGUGGACAGUAACGGGCAAGUGAAGAACACACAGUCCAGUCACUCCUUCACCUACCACAGCAGCAGCCAGAGCAUCCAGCAUGGGCACACUCACAGUGGUGUCAUUUACCCCAACCAGCAAACAUACCUUCAAUACCAGCCCGUCACAUCCAAGAGCCAACUAGGACGCUGCUUCCAGGAGACUACAGGAAUGCAGUGUGGGAAAGCUCUGCCUGGACUAUCUAAACAGGAUGCCUGUUGUGGGACGGUGGGCACAUCAUGGGGAUUCCACAAAUGCCAAAAAUGCCCCAAGAAACCAUCGAUUCCUUUGAUUGAAUGUCCUCAAGGCUAUAAGAGACUGAAUGGCACUCGCUGUAUCGAAAUUGAUGAAUGUCAGCUUCAAGGUGUUUGUCCCAAUGGAAACUGCAUCAACACUGUGGGCAGCUACAGGUGUAUCUGCAACCCAGGCUUUGUGCCUGAUCCAACACUGACCUCCUGUUUCCCCGAAACACCUGCUCUUCGCGAGGAGAAGGGUGCUUGCUUCCGGUUUGUCGGUUCGGGGAAGCAGUGCUUGCACCCUGUGUCCACUCAGCUGAGUAAACAGUUAUGCUGUUGUAGUGUGGGCAAGGCCUGGGGUCCUCAUUGUGACCGCUGCCCUCUACCUGGGACAGCUGCAUUUAAAGACAUUUGUCCUGGAGGUAUGGGUUACCACGUCACCCCACCAUACAUUUACAAACCCAAACCCCCUAAUGGACACACUCAGACAGACGGUCAGGGGUACAACAAUCCCACCAUCAGACACCAAGUCCCCAUGGAUCCUCCAGUGCCCUUCCCCACCCUCCAGCAGCCAGUGGAGGCUCUGAGCAUCACAGAGAGACAGCUGCCUGUGCCCACAGUUGCCCGACAGGAUCAUUUUACCCCCAUGAGCAUUGAUAGGUCAGUAGUACAGCCUGGACAAGCCCAGCUUUCACCCGGGGUGUCCACAAUCAGGAUGCAGCCUGCCCUCCCAGAGGUGGUGGAGAAAGUGUCACCACCUGCUCCAGUGGCAAUUCCACCUUCCAAUGAAGGUCAGGACAUUACCCCAACACAGCUGGCUGAGAUUGACGAGUGUCAAGUGAGACCUGAUAUCUGUGGUGCAGGAAUCUGUUAUAACACUGCCGAGAGCUACACAUGCUUCUGUGAUGACGGCUAUAGAACAGACAGUGAGGGCACCACAUGUGUAGAUGUCGACGAGUGUGCGGAGAACCCAAGUUUGUGUGCUAAUGGCCGCUGUCAGAACACUCCAGGCGGAUUCCUGUGUGUAUGUGAGCUUGGCUUCAUGCCUAACGAGAGGGGCAGCAGCUGCUUUGGUAAUUCCAACACUCUGUCCCAUACUGUAUACAUACACAAAUAA
Molecule: messenger RNA, 3056 nt
Organism: Danio aesculapii
Lineage: Eukaryota; Metazoa; Chordata; Actinopteri; Cypriniformes; Danionidae
Gene: ltbp1
Product: latent transforming growth factor beta binding protein 1
Exons: 17
Coding region: 360-3056 (898 amino acids)
Molecular function (GO): calcium ion binding
Source: RefSeq, a predicted model, not a curated record